Messenger RNA from Syngnathus typhle (broad-nosed pipefish), 2412 nucleotides. Its product is annotated as filensin. Gene Ontology annotation, cellular component: cytoplasm; intermediate filament. The record is from RefSeq and is a predicted model, not a curated record. The transcript has 8 exons. Gene Ontology annotation, biological process: lens fiber cell development. Lineage: Eukaryota; Metazoa; Chordata; Actinopteri; Syngnathiformes; Syngnathidae. Gene Ontology annotation, molecular function: structural constituent of eye lens. The coding region runs from base 97 to 2109 and encodes 670 amino acids.
CCAAGGGUGAGCACCCCAGUUUUCACACAUUAAAGAGCUGAAGAGCACAAGUCCUCUGAGGGAUCCCACCUGAGCGAGUGAGAGAAGGUUAACAACAUGUUCAAGACCAGCUACCUGCGCAAGGAGGUGCGCAAGGAAAAGUACGAGCAAUCGGAUGUCUCCCAGGAGGAACUGGAUGACUCGGCGGGCAUCUCGGCCAUCCAGGGCUGGGAGAACCUCCAGGAGCUCAACGGCCGCUUUGCCCGCUACAUCAACCGAGCUCGGGUCCUGGAGCAGCGCAACGCCGUGUUCCGCAAGCAGCUGGAGACUCUUCAGCGCAUGGAGGAGGCCAGCGGCUUGGAGGAGACCUUCAAGGAGCAGAUCCAAAUCAACCAACAGCGAAUCCGAGAGCUCACUUCUGACCGCGGCAAGCUGGAGCGAGAGCUGAGGGAUGCCUGCCGCAUGCUGGAUGAGUUCACCAGCAAAUACAGAAAUGAAUGUGACUAUCAAGAGCAACUACGGUGCUCACUGGAACAGCUAAACAAGGAGGCCGACAGUGCUCUGCUGAAAAAUUUGGAGUAUCAGAUCCAGUCGCAGUUUCUACAGGAUGACAUCAACUCUACCAGAGAGAGACAUAGGAAGAACCUUGCAGAGAUCCAGACCUUUGUCAACAUUUUGCAGCAAAUCAACCAGACUCUUCCGCUUGCUUCCACUGUGUCAGUGGGCAUCUCCGAGGAGCAAGAGAAGAUGCUGGUGCAGAGCAGGUUGCCAGCCCUGCAGAGUCAGCUGGAGGAGUACAAGAGCGCCCUCUGCCAGCUGCACGCCCAAAAACAACGUCUUCAGGCCGAGGCGGCAAUGUUGGAGCAAACCAUCAGGAGCACCCAGGAGGGUUUCGACGACGAGAUCCAGCUGUACAACGAGAAAAUCGAAUCGCUGCGCAAGGACAUCGAGGAAGCCGAAAGGGCCCUGGAGAGGCUCACCGGCGAGUGUCGUCACUUGGCCAUGUACCAAAUUUCUCUGGAGAACGAGCUGGAGAGGUACAAGAGGAUCAUCGAGAAUGAGGACAACAGGUUAAACUCUGCAAUAAUCGGCACACCGGUCACCCUGUUCACGACCAAUUACCAGUACACCCACACUCCACCUGCCUCAAAUCGAGGCAGAGAUAUCACUCUUGCCAUCCAAGAUAUCUCCAACAUAAAACCUCGCCAGAAGAUCAUGGCCAAGAAAGUUCAGAAGAAGAAGGAGCUCACGCCUAAAGAUGUGUUUGACACCGGUCCGGAGGAUCGAAACGCAGGCGCUGCCGGAGGAGCGGCCCCAGACGGCGAAGCUGAGGUGACGGUAGAAGUUCCGGAUGAUAAUGUGAGGAAGACCGAGGAGAGGCCCGUGUUCUCCGCAGUGUCUCCGCAAGACGUUCCUGACGGAGCUCAGAUCAGCAAAGCCUUCGACACACUUUGCAACAUUGUCCGAGAUCGGAUGAGGAAGUACAAGAGACCGGAGCCCAUCGCCGACUUCUACACGAAGGGUCGUUACGUCCUCGUCACCGGCGAAGGAAGCUACCCAGAUCCUUGCUUCCGCACCACCACACCAACCGCUGGACAAGUUGUAGUCAUGAUCAAAGAUAAGCCUCUUGGACCGCCUCCUCAACCAACUCAACCCAUACCUGGUUCCGGACCUGGAAUUCCCGCACCUCCUUCCAAUAUGACUGGAGGAAAGGAAGACAAGGGUGGAAAAGGGAAGGACGACUGCAGUAAAGACAAGGUUAAGAAAGAAGAGCCUGAACCUCGACCCAAAGAUCCGGUCCCAGUCCAGCCUUUCUCUGGUCCCAAAGACCCAACUCCGGUCGUGGAUCCUGCCCAUCCAAAGAAGAACAAGGAUGACAAUGGACCAAGCGGGACGACUCCUAAAUCUCCCAAAUCCAUGCCCCGCGCCGCCAGCACCAGUUCCAGUUCUAGCAGCAGCACCAGUACCAGCUCCAGCUCCAGUUGCUUCACUCCAGAAGCCGUGAGCUACGAGAAGGUGGUGCUGGAGUCUGUUGAGAAGUUCUCCAACGGCCGCAAGCUUAAAGGUUACGAGGAGACUUCCAUGGUGGUGGAAACCACCAUUGAGAAAUCCAGCAAGAAGAAACAUUAGAAGAACGCGCACCAAACAGUCCUGCUCAUCUUCCAGGCUCCUCCUUCGACUUGCGGUCUCAGGUUCUGCGUAUCUUCCAGGCUCCUCCUUCGACUUGCGGUCUCAGGUUCUGCGUCGAGAGAGUCUUGCUCAUGCUUUAGUUCUUUACUGUCUGAAAACUUGGGACAAAAAAAAAAACAAGCGCCGUGCCACCUUCAAGAAAAUAAACAAAUGAGAAGAAGUAUUCCAAAAGUUGUGCUACCCAUCGGUCUUCCAUCUCCAAUUUUCCCCUCUUGAGCUCAUUUGUACAAUUGGAUGCCACUG